CAACAUAUUGUUUUUUGUGCUACCACCCAUAUGCAUGUGCCUGUUCCGUCAGUAUGCAACUUACUUCAAUAGCGGGAUAUAUUUAAUAUGGGCUCUGCUCGUUGUUGUUGGCAUUGGGUCCGUGUACUUUCAUGCAACCCUCAGCUUCCUGGGGCAGAUGCUGGAUGAGUUGGCUAUUCUGUGGGUGCUGAUGUCUGCAUUAGCGAUGUGGUUUCCAAAAAGACAUCUGCCAAGAAUUUUCCGAAAUUACAGAUGGAGAUUUAAAGCAGUGGUUGGAGUGGUGUCUGGAAUUACCACAGUCUUGGCAUUCAUUAAACCUGCCAUCAAUAACAUCUCCUUAAUGACGCUGGGUAUCCCUUGUACCAUCCUACUCGUUACUGAGCUCAAGAGGUGAG
Messenger RNA from Pseudophryne corroboree (corroboree frog), 395 nucleotides. Its product is annotated as alkaline ceramidase 2-like. The transcript has 3 exons. Gene Ontology annotation, biological process: ceramide catabolic process; sphingosine biosynthetic process. The coding region runs from base 35 to 394 and encodes 119 amino acids. Gene Ontology annotation, cellular component: Golgi membrane. Lineage: Eukaryota; Metazoa; Chordata; Amphibia; Anura; Myobatrachidae. The record is from RefSeq and is a predicted model, not a curated record.